Messenger RNA from Ahaetulla prasina, 1775 nucleotides. RefSeq names its product dehydrogenase/reductase 3 (gene DHRS3). The record is from RefSeq and is a predicted model, not a curated record. Lineage: Eukaryota; Metazoa; Chordata; Lepidosauria; Squamata; Colubridae. Bases 61 to 972 code for a protein of 303 amino acids. Gene Ontology annotation, cellular component: lipid droplet. Gene Ontology annotation, molecular function: oxidoreductase activity, acting on the CH-OH group of donors, NAD or NADP as acceptor. The transcript is spliced from 6 exons.
GGCUAAGCGGGUGGGUGGGAGUCUUGUCCUCCGCCCCGCAGCCCAAGGGGACCUACUAGGAUGGGUUGGGGGCGUCUGGGGGCGUCGCUGCUGCUCUUGGCCGCUCAGAUGUUGCUCCAGACGGCCAGGGCGCUCCUCAGCCGCCUCUUGCCGGGCCGAGCCCGCGAUCUGACCGCCGACUGCGUGCUCAUCACAGGCGGAGGACGAGGCAUCGGGCGCGCCUUGGCUCGCGAGUUCGCCCGGCGCGGAGCCCGCAAGAUUGUCCUGUGGGGACGGACGGAGAAAUGCUUGAGGGAAGCCACGCAGGAGAUCCGAGCGAUGGGCACCGAGGGCCACUAUUUCGUCUGCGACGUGGCCAAUCGGGAAGAGGUUUACCGGCAAGCCAAGGCUGUCCGGGAAAAGGUGGGAGAUGUCACCAUCUUGGUGAACAACGCAGCCGUGGUCCAUGGCAAGACCCUCCUGGACAGCGAUGACCACGCCUUGCUCAAGUCCCAACACAUCAACACCCUCGGACAGUUCUGGACCACCAAGGCCUUCCUGCCGCGAAUGCUGGAACUUCAGCGAGGGCACAUCGUCUGUCUCAACUCCGUCCUGGCUCUGUCAGCCAUUCCUGGCGCCGUGGACUACUGUACGUCCAAAGCUUCUUCCUUCGCCUUCAUGGAGAGUUUGACCCUGGGUUUGCUGGACUGUCCAGGGGUCAACGCCACCACGGUCUUGCCCUUCCACACAAACACGGACAUGUUUCAAGGAAUACGGAUCAGGUUCCCCAAUCUUUUUCCUCCACUUAAACCGGACAUGGUGGCCCGAAGGACGGUGGAGGCCGUUCAGCGGAAUCAAGCUUUCCUCCUGCUCCCAUGGAGUAUGCACAUCCUCAUUUUCUUAAAAAGCAUCUUCCCGCAAACGGCGCUGGACGAAAUCCACCGGUUCGCCGGGAGCUACCAGUGCAUGAAUACGUUCAAAGGAAGGACCUAAACGACACUUGUUGACCAUCAAAGCCGUGGUCUCCUUCCAGGGCUGGAAGGCUUGCGGUGAGGCCUCUGAAGGACAGGACGGGCCAGUCCAUCUACCAUGGAAAGCCCGACCCAUCAGGGGCGGCGUUUUUAACGGCUCCGUUAUUUUAGCUUGUGAGCAGUUUACAGAUGUUCCUCAGCUUGGAGGCAUCUCAGAGGGGUUCCAUCAACCACCUUUUUUGGGCGUCUCCCGGAUGAUCGAGGACGGUCCGUUUUGGCUUCCAUCACACCACAUUUCCAGGCAGAAGACGGCUCUCCUUGAGGUCCUUUCUCUUGAAGGAGAAGGGAAUUUGGGUUGGUCCUCUGCUGGUCCAUCUUCACAGGAGGGGCCUUCGGCUUGUUUUAAUGGAGAGGACCGUCGAAGCUUCCAUUUAUUGGGAUCUUGCAGCCAAGCUGUCCUCCAAUCCACCAUGGUCUCGAUGAAGAGCGAUGAACGCUCCGUGGACGGAAGGACAUUCUCUCUGUUGUUGGAGGGACCCAACCUACGUUUUCAAGUUGUGUAGACCCACAUUCUCCGUCUGCGAUGGUCGAGAUGGGCCGCUUGUCUCCAUGAUGAAAACCUUCUUAGCUAUUUGGGCCCGACUGGAACAGCUGGUGGGGACAAAUCCACAGCAGGAGAACCAGGUUGUCUCCUGGCUUGGACGGGGUGGGGGAGGACGGGGGUCAGACUAGAAGACCUUCCAAGGUCCCUUCCAGUCCUAGGAGCUCUGUAAUUCUGCAGGGAAUUAUCUAUAAAUCCAGGAAAUCUUUCUUAAGAGUGUCUUG